GGAGGGAGAGAGAGUGCCUUAGGCCCGGCAGCGCCCUAAGACCGGCGUGGCGAGGACCUUGGGCGGAGAGCCCUCCCAGUACGCGACGGGGACCGAGACCCACACCGCAGCCCUCGCGGCCGACAGCCAACUUGCGCCAGCGCGGAAGGGUGCCGCCGCUCGAGAAUUGAGUGCCCUCGCGAGAUUUCCCGAGAUCCGGCCGCAGCGCCCGCUGACGCCGUUGCCAAGGCAACUGGGCGGCGCCAGCGCGAGCGGGAAGGAGGCGUCCGUCGAAUUUUUGCGUGCCAGCCUGGAAGACUUGAGGAGUGGCCCUUCCUGAGCUUCCAGCCCCGCAGAGCGUAGCCUCCGCUCCAGUCGUUACCCCUGCCCCACGGGGGACAUGGGCCGGAUCUCGGGGCUCGUGCCCUCUCGCUUCCUGACGCUCCUGGCGCAUCUGGUGGUCGUCAUCACCUUGUUCUGGUCCCGGGACAGCAACAUUCAGGCCUGCCUGCCUCUCACGUUCACCCCGGAGGAGUAUGAGAAGCAGGACAUUCAGCUGGUGGUAGCGCUCUCUGUCACCCUCGGCCUCUUUGCAGUGGAGCUGGCGGGUUUCUUCUCGGGAGUUUCCAUGUUCAACAGCACCCAGAGCCUCAUCUCCAUUGGGGCUCAUUGUAGUGCAUCCGUGGCCCUGUCCUUUUUCAUAUUCGAGCGUUGGGAGUGCACCUCGUACUGGUACAUUUUUGUCUUUUGCAGUGCCCUCCCAGCUAUCACCGAAAUGGCAUUAUUCGUCAGCGUCUUUGGGCUGAAAAAGAAACCUUUCUGAUACCUUCAUGACGGGAGCAUAGGAUUGAAGAUUGGAGGAUCAAGGGACCUCUCACCAUUCCCGAAACAAGAAAGGCCGUCUUCAGCCCUCCCCCUAACUGCACUUGUUGGAGGAUGUCAGAGUUCGUGUUAGGGUAAUUAUCACUCGAAUCUGGGAUGAUCAACGUUUUAUUUAGUGCUUUGUAAUUAAAAUAUAUUUUAGUAAGAUCAAGACUUACAAAACUUUUAGGGGAGAAUUGGGGUGGCCAAACUACUAAAGAAACGGAAGGCUGAUUUCCAGCCUUGCAGUCUGUAAGAUCAUAGGUUUCGCUUUUAUUUUGGUUAUUACGGUAGAGUCUGGCGGAAGGGAGUGGGAGGGGAUAUGUAAAUAACAAGUGCUGUCUGCUGUUAGGGUGCCAAGCUCGUGAGUGGAGCAUUCUGGGAGGGCUUAGUUUAUCUUUUUUUGGCAGCCAAAUGGGGAAAAGUGCUUUUUAAUACUGCAAAUACAUGUAGCAAUAGAAAUGGAAGACCCUAGAUAACUCCAGGUUGCUGGGGCUACCGCGUUAUACACUCACCCUAGACUUAAGCGGCAUCCUUUGCUUUGAGUAAGGAAUGCGCGAAUUUAGGAGUUUAUCGUCAGGUAGGAUAAUCCUUACCUGUUCCUCCUUCGGGAGGGCAGAUUGGAACAUGAUGAUUGGAGCUCGCAUGAUUCGUGAUUAACGUCUCUGCGUGGCCGGGACUUGCAACACCCUGGUCGCUCCUAUCUGAUUCUUCCUGACGAUCAUUUCUUUUUACGUGUGUGGAAACGGGCAGACUUUUGAUUUAGUUGUUCUAUUUAGCGUCUUUUAGUGAAAGGGGGUGUUUGUCAGUUGUGGUCUUUGGGAUUUUAAGUGUGGCGUGCUUCCGAGGCCACCUUAUUAUUUGUUCGGGAUUUUUAUCUUUCCAAGAACAUCGAUCAGAAAUAGGUAUCUGGUUUGCUGCGUGUUUCUGAGCUCCACUCUCUCAGUUAAUUGUAGAGAAGCGAUAUGUGAAAGGACCACUUGCUCAGAAAGCUGGGCACAGCUUCCGCGGUGGUGGGGUUAGGGGUCUGAUGAGCAAGGAAGUUACUGAAAUACACCGGUGGGCAUUGUGCAGACAGGCGCGCUAGCGGAGUCUGAAGGGCUGCCCCGUCCUUACAAGAGGGUUCUCAUGGUCCUAUUUCCUGGCAAAGGUUCAGUGUAUGUUCGGGAAGGUUCUCUCUGUAUUUUCCAGUCCUGAAUGCCGGAGCCCAGGCCAUCCUAAAUAAGCAGAAGGCAUCCCGAGUGGUGCCUCACACCUUUCCUUACACGCCUGUCCCUUCUGGCAGUCCCUCCUUCUGGGCGUGUAUUCAAUAAAUACUUACUGCAACGCACUGUGGUAGGUACCGAGGAAAUAGUGGUGAAUAUGAUCCGUGCUCAGCCUCAGCCAUCAUGGAUACUGUGGCUCUUGGAGACGAACACCUUCCCCCUACUCCCAGAGAAACUGAAUAGCACAUGUGGUGAGUGCUACGAGGGUUGCAGGUGCUUGGAGUAGGGAUUGCUUUGCCCAAGGUCACAGGCGUGCUGCUCCUGGAGGAGCAGUGUGAGUGAGGAACUGGAGUGUGGCCUGAGCAGAGAGGUCGGUGGCAGGUUGUGCUGGAGGCAAGGAAGGUGGACAUGGCGGGCUGUGCUUACAGGCUGAUCAGGAAGGUCACGUCCCGCGGCAGUCUAGCUGUCGCCCGCACCCAUUGGUGGGCUCCGAUUUGCGGAAGCCGACUUUGUGUUUUUCAGAAACAUCGUGGGCUAGUUGCACCGCAGCUAUUAUCAGAAAUUAUGUAAACUCACAAAUAAAUUAUAUUUAAAAAACAGAGGUAAUACUCAUUUAAAUAAAAUAAAAACCUAGAGGUAAUACUCAGAACUCAUUACUUCCUGAUUAUUUUUUUUUCUGUUUAUUUAGUUUGUAGGAAUUUUAUUUAUUUUUAUUGAGUAUAGUUGACACACGGUUUUCCAUUAGUUUCAAGUUCCUGAUUAUUUUUGACAUUUUACUAAUAUGCGCUCUCAAGCUUAUUUACAUUUACUGUAUCUGUAUAGUGCAAGUUCUGUCUAAGGAUGGGUUACUACUUAUGUUUCUCUUCCAAACUCACAGAGACAGCAAGCUGGUAUUUUGAAUUUGGUCCUGGUAGGAGUAUUUACACCACAGAAGUUGGCAAAUGCUACUCACCCGGCUUUGUUGCUUGUCUAGCUUUAAGAAGAUGAUGGGGGAAAAUGUCGAUAAUGCAGGUUAAAUUUUAAAAUGUCGUGUCUGUUACAUUGUGAAUAGCACACAAAAUGGAGGAAAUAUCCCCCCAGAUGUUGAAAACUAUUGCCAGAUUCAGCAAAGAAGUUCGUCAAAUCAUUGAGGGACGAGGGAAGUCUCAACACAUCCUCAAUGUUUCGUUUUUGUCUUAACUCAAAAACGUAAAUAAAAAUAUGAACCAGCACUCGUAUUGGAGAUACCCCUGGACUUGGGACACAGCCCCAUCUAUGAAGUCAUGAAGACAGGAGUGGAAUUUACAAUAAAGACUAUUGUAUGUUUUAUUAAUAUCUCUAAAUUCUGUGUUGCACAUCCUUUGAAUCAGUAAGUUUUAUAAUAAACUUAUGUCCAUACAUAAACACUA
Molecule: messenger RNA, 3433 nt
Organism: Ailuropoda melanoleuca (giant panda)
Lineage: Eukaryota; Metazoa; Chordata; Mammalia; Carnivora; Ursidae
Gene: TMEM107
Product: transmembrane protein 107
Exons: 5
Coding region: 380-802 (140 amino acids)
Biological process (GO): protein localization to ciliary transition zone; non-motile cilium assembly
Cellular component (GO): MKS complex
Source: RefSeq, a predicted model, not a curated record